UUUCCAGGGAGCAUUUUGUUCAGGACGAGGGGGGGAAGCCGUGCCGUUAUGUGGACAGACUGCGGGGUUGUAAAAGUGUUUAAACGGAUUUAAACGCCAACUGAGGAUUGUUGUUUUUAACCUUAUUGGUAAAGGAUCUCGUCGGGGUUGCAGUUUGUCGAUAGUGUCCCGUAAAGUCACAAGUUUAAUCGAAUAACGUGGAAGGAAGAGGACUCGGUGGAUUCGUGCAAAGUCGGUCUCGGUAGCAUUCUCAAGAUCGUUUAUUGAUGGGUACAUACUGUGAGGCGACACACCAAGAGAACUGGAAAUCAUUCAAAAGAGACAGGACCUGCGAAAGAAUGAAGACGAGCUAGAUGUCUUCAGAGAACUGUCGAAGUUGAGCUUUCUUGGAAGAGUACACCUGCGGCAAAUGUGUACCUGGACUGAGCACAUAAUCAGAGAAACCUGAAAAGUGGCUUUGCUGCCGUGAAGCUCGACUUCGAAAGAACACAUUGACACAAAGUGAUCACUAUGAGUGCUGAAGGGUAUCAGUACAGAGCGCUUUAUGACUACAAGAAGGAGAGGGGGGAGGACAUUAAUCUGCAUGUGGGGGACACGCUGUUGGUGAGUAAAGGGGCUCUGGUGGCCCUCGGGUACACUGAUGGGCUGGAGCAGAGGCCUGAUGAGAUUGGCUGGCUGCCAGGCUUCAAUGAAACCACUCAGGAAAAAGGGGACUUCCCUGGGACAUAUGUCGAGUACGUCGGAAAGAAAUGGAUCUCUCCGCCUACACCUAAGCCGAGGCCCCUCAGACCCUUACCUGUAGCUCCGGGGGUCUACAAGACGGAGGCAGACUCCGACUCAGAGCAAGGCUGCAGUCUGCUGGACCUGACGGAGCAGUUUUCCCUCCCAGAGACAACUCCCCCCUUGCUCGCCAGACUGCUGGAGUCUGUGGAGAAGAAAGGUCUGGAUAAUCCUACGUUGUAUCGAACAUUCACUGCUGGCGGUGGACUUGAAGUCAGGCAGUAUUUUGAUUGCGAUCCUGCGUCAGCAGACCUGGAUCAGUUUGAACUUCCCGUCCUGUGUGAUGGUCUGCGCAGGUACCUGCAGGAUCUCCCUCAGCCCAUCAUCCCCACUUCAUUGUACGCUCAGAUGGUUCACACUGCCAAAGAGGUGGUGAAUCCUGAGGAAUGCGCCCAGCUGCUGCGUCGCAUCGCCAGCACCCCGAGCCUGCCUCCACAGUACUGGCUCGCCCUCCACUGUCUGCUCAGGCAUUUCGCUAGAGUGUGCCAAAACGGCCCCAAGAACCUGCUCAGCGCCAGAGCUCUGGGAGAAAUCUUCAGUCCCGUGUUUUUCAGACAACAGACCACCAGUUGUGAACCCAGCUCGGAUGCUCACAUCAAGAUCAUUGAAGUUCUGGUCACCAGUGAAUGGAGUGAAAGCCAGUCAGCUCCAGCUCUACCUCCAAAGCCACCCAAGCCCGCCUCCGUGACUAACAACGGCAUGAACAACAACAUGGCUCUGCAAGACGCCGAGUGGUACUGGGGGGACAUCUCGAGGGAGGAGGUCAACGAGAAGCUGAGGGACACCGCCGACGGUACGUUUCUGGUGAGAGAUGCUUCGACGAAGAUGCACGGAGACUACACUCUGACUCUGAGGAAAGGAGGAAACAACAAGCUCAUUAAGAUAUUCCACCGGGACGGGAAGUACGGCUUCUCGGACCCUCUGACCUUCGGCUCCGUCGUCGAGCUCAUCAACCACUAUCGCAACGAGUCGCUGGCUCAAUACAACCCCAAGCUCGACGUCAAGCUGCUCUAUCCCGUCUCCAAACACCAGCAGGAUCAAGUGGUGAAAGAAGACAACAUCGAAGCUGUGGGGAGGAAGCUGUGCGAGUACCACCAGCAGUACCAGGAGAAAAACAAAGAGUACGAUCGCCUGUACGAAGAAUACACCAGAACGUCACAAGAAAUCCAAAUGAAAAGGACGGCGAUAGAAGCUUUUAACGAAACCAUAAAGAUAUUCGAGGAGCAAUGCCAAACACAAGAGCGGUACAGCAAGGAGUACAUCGAGAAGUUCAGGAGAGAGGGCAACGACAAGGAGAUCCAGAGGAUCAUGGGAAACUACGAGAAGUUGAAAUCCAGGAUAAGCGAGAUCGUGGACAGCAAACGUCGGCUGGAGGAGGAUCUGAAGAAGCAGGCGGCAGACUACAGAGAGAUCGACAAGAGGAUGAACAGCAUCAAGCCUGACCUCAUCCAGCUCCGCAAGACCAGAGACCAGUAUCUCAUGUGGUUGACCCAGAAGGGAGUGAGACAGAAGAAGCUCAACGAGUGGCUCGGAAUCAAGAACGAGAACACAGAAGAUCAAUAUUCUAUGGUCGAAGACGACGAAGACCUGCCUCAUCACGACGAGCGCUCCUGGAAGCUGGGCAACAUCAACCGACUGCAGGCGGAGGCUCUCCUCCAGGGCAAGAGAGACGGAACAUUCCUGGUCCGAGACAGCAGCAAAGCAGGAUGCUACGCCUGCAGCGUUGUCGUGGAUGGCGAGGUGAAGCACUGCGUCAUCAACAAGACCCCCUCAGGUUAUGGCUUCGCCGAGCCGUACAACCUGUACGGCUCCUUAAAGGAACUCGUCCUUCACUACCAGCACACGUCUUUGGUCCAGCACAAUGACUCUCUGAAUGUGACGCUAGCGUACCCGGUCUACACCCAGCAGAGACGGUGAGGACCCCCACCCCCCCUCCUCUCUCUUUACCCCCCGCCUGCCUGGACGGAUGUUUUCCACACGGACACGGAGAGAAAGGCCUCAUCGGAUUUGGAGUAGGAGAUGAAAAACGUCCCUGGGACUCCAUGAUUUAAAAAAUGAACGAGGCUCUGUUUGCCGAAACUCGGACAUGGGGAAAAAAAGAAAACAGAGCCUGAAACAUUUCAGUGACUUUUGCUCUGACCACGAGCCUGCGGCGAGUCUGAAUGUAGAUUUCUUUCUCUUUUGCUUUUGUCGUGGGAGCACAGAAUCAAGCGGAAACUGCUGAACUCUCCCCCAGCAGAGGACAUCUGAGGCCUUUUCCUAAUGGUGCUUGUUCUUUUUUUUUUUUUUUUCAAAGCUUUACCAGCCGGGAAUGUCUAAUCGCAGCAAGAUAAACUCUUCAAAUGGAACCGUACCCAUCGGCCACAUCUCUGUUUUUUCCACUUUUUCUUUUGCCCUUUCAUGUCAUCUACGAGCGUGCGAGUGUGUGUGUGUUUCUGCACAAGUGUUUCUGUGUAUGUGUCAGUUUGUGUGUGAGUGAGUGUGAUUGUCCAUGUGACCAAAACUCAUAGAAUCAGGAAAGUGUGUGACGUCUGUGGGGGAGUGUAACACAUUUGUUUGUGUUGACUGUUGAAAAGCGGACCUCGUGUCGGCUGAUAAAUGUAGCAAAAUGGCACUUUUUUUAAACAAAGUUUAAUUUUUGUUUUUUUUGAAAAAGACUCCUAUGGACUUUUUAAGAGAAAAGGCGGAGCAGACGUCUUCAUCCUGCCCUCCUCUCAGUCGAGCAUUAUAGCGCAGAAGUAAACUUUGAUCUUUACUGUGGGGCGGUGCGAAAAAACUCUGAACGGACUUCGUAUCUCGUGUACAUAUGUGAAAACGUCAUGAAUCAAAGUGCACCAUACCAAAAAGGAUCACUUCCUGUUGAGUUGUAUUCUGAUCUGCUAUGCAAUCUUUUUCUCCAUCCCUCUUUGAGGACGGAGUCUUCGUUCUGUUGCAGACCCACGAUAUAAGCUUGUUUUAUUGCUUGAAAAGUCUCUUUUUCCUGUGUGAAUAUCCCCUCAGAGGAUAUUUAGUGUCAAAAUGCUACGAUACAGUGAAAACAAAAAAAACUGCUUCUGAUUUUUAAAAGAUGAUGAUAAUAGCAACAUACACUUUAUUCUAAAAGACUUUAACAGCUGGCGUACAGAUGGAAGAGAUGAGUAUUUUAUUAGACUUAUUUUGCUUCAAACUAAUGUUCUUCUCAGGCAGAGCGUCUCGACUCUUUGAGCCGCUUCGGUCACGACGAGAACGAAGAUUUCUCACAGAGCUAAACGUCUUUGUUUGGACGGACAAAGAGAGCACUCAGAGAAACGGGGAUGAUGGGAUUGUACGACCCCUCCCCCCCUUAAGAGACCAUCAUCAUGGAAAACCACAGUAUAGAUUUAUUUUGUUAUAAAAUAUAUAUGUUCCCACAUGAGAAUAUAUCAAAGCAGGCCGGCGUCUUCAGCCGACGGAUAUUGUUGUUAAAGAUCGAUAAACAUUGUCCACUUAGUAUUUUUCUGUAUCAGAAAAUCACUGUGUUUACAUAGGUGGAUCAGCUCAUUUCAGAUCUGUCUCUAAUUUCAUAUUUCAGAGGGGAAAAUAGGACGACACGCGUUAGUGAGAUCCUUAAAAACUCAACAGCUCAACCAUAUUGUUUCCUGUACCCAUAUACUUCCCCCCCCCCCCCCCCCCCCCAUUUAAACGGUACGUGUUUAAACCCAGCAAACUGGAUUAUGAAUAAUCCGAGAGUGUUCAGGCCCGGUUCUACAAGAGGGGGCAAAAGGACGCAUGGCACCCUCAAUUGAAUGGAUGCAACAAAACUGCACCCCCUUAAAUCUCAGUUGCACCUUAAAGGCCUUUGCACACCGAGUCUGUUGAUUUUUACGUCCGAAAUUGACGCACGUUAAAAAAAGAAAUAGAAUCUCAUGUUAUGUGAAACAUGUUUGCACACUGACUGCGAAAUGUUCGUCUGUCGAUUUAAAAAAAAAAAAAAUACAGAAACUCUCCUUUUUAGACAGGUGAAACUCUCCUUUAUCGACAGGUGAAACUCUCCUUUACCGACAGGUGAAACUCCUUUAUCGACAGGUGAAACUCUCCUUUAUCGACAGGUGAAACUCCUUUAUCGACAGGUGAAACUCUCCUUUAUCGACAGGUGAAACUCUCCUUUAUCGACAGGUGAAACUCUCCUUUAUCGACAGGUGAAACUCCUUUAUAGACAGGUGAAACUCUCCUUUAUCGACAGGUGAAACUCCUUUAUAGACAGGUGAAACUCUCCUUUAUCGACAGGUGAAACUCUCCUUUAUAGACAGGUGAAACUCUCCUUUAUUGACAGGUGAAACUCUCCUUUAUCGACAGGUGAAACUCCUUUAUAGACAGGUGAAACUCUCCUUUAUAGACAGGUGAAACUCUCCCUUAUAGACGGGUGAAACUGUCCUCGCUCUUGCCUUGUUUUCAGGCAUGGACAGACACCGUUGUUUGAGUAUGAGACAUUUUGUUUCAUACUGCCAAUUUUCGCAAAUAAUAGAAGAAUUAACGCAGCAGACUCGGAGUGUGUGCGUUACAUUUUUUUUAUCGUUCUGAAUCUGAAAAACGAACUCGGUGUGCAAAGGCCUUCAGUCAUUUUGUUCUUGAGCCGGGCCUGAAGUGUUUAAAUUAAGCAAAAAGAAGUUCCAAUUUAUCGCCCUGAUGUCUAACCAAUGUGAGAAAUGACAAACAAACCACUCAGAAGACAUUAUUAAUAAUAAUAAUAAUAAUAAUAAUAAUUGUAUUUCACAAUCCUAGAUCUACCUGCCAUUAAAUGAUGUAGACGUGAUAUUUUUUACCCCCCAAAUAAUGUACUCCUGGUCAGCCCAGCUGUCAAGUUAAACUCUUAAAUGUAUCUUUGUAUAACAAUUUGAAUUGUAACAAAUGUUAACCCAUUUUUGAUUUGUCCAAUUUGACUCUUAAUUCUCUCCGAGGUCGGCACGACUUCUCUUUGUGGAGACAAAAAAUAAAAAUGCUCUAGGUGUAAAAAAAGAAAAAAGAAAAAAAAGACGGCUAACGGAUAAAUGAAACUUUUAUUCGCUAAGAAAAAACAACCACAAGUGAAUUCUUUGGACUUUAAAACAUGUUGUUUUUUAUUUUUUUGGCGUAUUAUUCUAAGCCCUGUCAUGACACAAGCUACUAAAGCGUGUUUUUAGAUGUACUGUUAGGUUUAAUAUUUGGUUCUUUCUAAGCUGUUAACAGACGUCGAGGAUCUUUGAUUGUUUCACGGGAAGAUUUGAUUGACCUCCCCAACAGCUGCUGGCAUGAACUUUUUCGUUUGUCCAAAAUUAUUUCUUCUUUUUUAAGUCCUUGGACGUCAUGCACCAUUAUUUUCUUUGCCCUUAUUCUGGGUUGUACGAUUAUUUUAGGUGUCUCUCCUUUUUUUUUAUUUGAAGCUCAUCUUUUUGUGGGUGUCCCAGACAUGAUGAUUGGAUUGAGAUUUACCAGUGUUCCCCCAGUUUUGCUUCAAAUCUGUAUUGGGCUUUGUUAAAAAAAGGAAAUAAAACACUUCUUUUUAAGAAAAUAA
Messenger RNA from Labrus mixtus (cuckoo wrasse), 6289 nucleotides. It is a transcript of the gene pik3r1, whose product is annotated as phosphoinositide-3-kinase, regulatory subunit 1 (alpha). Lineage: Eukaryota; Metazoa; Chordata; Actinopteri; Labriformes; Labridae. The transcript is spliced from 16 exons. Bases 511 to 2697 code for a protein of 728 amino acids. Gene Ontology annotation, molecular function: protein binding; 1-phosphatidylinositol-3-kinase regulator activity. The record is from RefSeq and is a predicted model, not a curated record. Gene Ontology annotation, cellular component: phosphatidylinositol 3-kinase complex. Gene Ontology annotation, biological process: phosphatidylinositol phosphate biosynthetic process; insulin receptor signaling pathway.